UUCAUUUUUCGACAGACAAAUCGUAAAAUCAAAACUUUCCAAACAAAUUUAUCAACUAAAAAGUAGAACAAUUAAAAAGAAAUGCAGGAAAAUGGACGAACUUGACGAGGAGCGAAUGUGCUGGAUUUGCCUGGAGGGCGACGUGGAGCCGUCGCAGCAUACGCACUGGGUGCAUCCGUGCCGCUGCAGCGGCAGCAACAAGUGGGUGCAUCACCGCUGCCUGAACCGCUGGAUCGAUGAGUUGCAGUCGCAACAUCCGAAGAAGCCGAUCGCGUGCCCUAAGUGCCUCACGAAGUACCUCAUUUGGAUGCCGCCGCUUUGUCGAUUCGAUGCGUUUCUAGUCUGGAUUGACGACAUAUUGAAUAUGGUGUGUCCCAGCGUGGCCAUGGCUGCACUUUCGACCGUUCUGUUUUUCUCGACGGUGACAUUCGGGGCUCUGACAAUGAUACAGAUUUAUGGCUAUAACGAGACUCUCACGUUACUGCAAGAGCAGACCACGCUAGCGUCAAUCGCCCUGCCAACAAUUCCUGCGGGACUUCUGCUUAUUCGCCAUAUCAGAGUGGACAGACCAUUUCUGCGUUUUCUACACAUCUUCCGCAGCCGGCACCAAGACUUGCAGCCAGAGGAUCUGGAUGAGGAGGGUGAGCCACUGCCCGGCGCCCCGCUUGGCGACAACUACUUCGAUGAACUGCCUGAAGAAAAUGGUCCUGAGGACAUCAACUUGCAGCUGGGAGCUCAAGUAAUUUUCAGCGAGGAAGCGCGCACAGCCGCGGCCAGCUUCGUUGUGGCGCUCAGUCUGCCCAGCUUUGCAGUGCUGCUGGGACGCACGCUGUACGGAAAUAUAGGAAAUAGAUACAUGGGCAUCUUCCUGGGCGGCAUAACGUUCCUGGGCAUCAAGGGACUAGCCAGCGCCUAUAUGCGUCAUGCCUACUUGCAACGUAUGCGCGAUCGCUUCGUGCUGCAGUAAAGUGCAGCGGAGAUCAAGAAUCAAUAAAGUCAAAAUCAUACCGAGACAUAGGUAUGACACAACUGAAAACACCACUUUAUAGCAAAACAGAAGGUGGAUUGCGCCCCCAAACACACUUUCCAGCAGUCAGGGAACUACACAAAAU
Drosophila guanche is the source of this 1112-nucleotide messenger RNA. Its product is annotated as E3 ubiquitin-protein ligase MARCHF5-like. NCBI's taxonomy places the organism in Eukaryota, Metazoa, Arthropoda, Insecta, Diptera, Drosophilidae. The record is from RefSeq and is a predicted model, not a curated record. Bases 92 to 967 code for a protein of 291 amino acids. The transcript has a single exon. Gene Ontology annotation, molecular function: zinc ion binding.